Verruconis gallopava is the source of this 741-nucleotide messenger RNA. RefSeq lists its product as uncharacterized. Gene Ontology annotation, molecular function: oxidoreductase activity. The coding region runs from base 1 to 741 and encodes 246 amino acids. NCBI's taxonomy places the organism in Eukaryota, Fungi, Ascomycota, Dothideomycetes, Venturiales, Sympoventuriaceae. The transcript has a single exon. The record is from RefSeq and is a predicted model, not a curated record.
AUGACACAGCCAGAGCAGAAGACGAUCACUUUGGUCUCCGGUGCGAACCAAGGCAUCGGCCUCGCGACGGCGACGGCCCUCGCUCGGGACCACGGCCACCACGUCAUCAUCGGCUCUCGCAGUCUUGAUGCCGGCAAACGCGUUGCGGAGUCGCUCAAGGCGCAGGGCCACUCGGCCUCGUCCGUGCAGCUGGACCUCAUGUCCGAGGAGUCCAUCGCCGCGGCGAUCAAGCACGUGGAGACGACGUUCGGACGUCUGGACGUCCUCGUCAACAACGCGGCCAUCCUGUUUGACAUGACGGACAAGUACGAGGGCGUGUUCGACCUGUUCGCGCAGACGUUCGCCACCAACGUCGUCGGCACCGCCGCGCUGACCGAGGGCCUGUUCCCACUGCUCCGCAAGUCCAGCCUUCCGCGCGUCGUCUGCGUCUCGUCCAGGAUGGGCUCGUUCGCGCUCGCAAAGGAUCCGACGACGCCGUACUACCACCUCAACGUGCAGGCGUACGACGCCAGCAAGGCCGCCCUGCAGAUGCUCGCGAUCAACUGGGCCCGCAUCCUCGAGCCCCACGGGGCAAAGGUCAACGUCGUCUGUCCCGGCUUGGUGUCGACCAACUUGCAUCCGGCGGUGAAGGCGGGCCACGCGCCCGAGGUUGGGGCAAAACGCAUCGUUGAGAUGGCGACUGUGGGACCGGACGGGCCGACGGCGACGUUCUCUGACAGGGAUGGAGUCGUACCUUGGUGA